GAGGCACGGGGACCAAUGGGGAUGCCGCGUGUGGGAGGGGCGUGGGCGCCCCGCCAAUGGGGAGCCGCGGCAUGGCUCGGAGGCGGUGCGGCGCGGCGCGACGGGCGCGGUUCAGUCGGGCGGCAGCGGCGGCGGCGGCGGCGGCCGAGGAGGAGGAUGUGGGCCGCGCGCGGGCUGGCGGUGGCGCUGGUCUUGAGCGUGCUGCCGGGCGGCCAGGCGCUGCGGCCGGGCGACUGCGAAGUUUGUAUCUCUUAUCUGGGAAGAUUUUACCAGGACCUCAAAGACAGAGAUGUCACAUUCUCACCAGCCUCUAUUGAAAAAGAACUUAUAAAGUACUGCCGCGAAACCAGGGGCAAAGAGAAUCGGCUGUGUUACUACAUUGGGGCCACAGAUGAUGCAGCCACCAAGAUCAUCAACGAGGUGUCAAAGCCCCUGGCCCACCACAUCCCUGUGGAGAAGAUCUGUGAGAAGCUCCAGAAGAAGGACAGCCAGAUCUGUGAGCUGAAGUACGACAAGCAGAUUGACCUGAGCACAGUGGACCUGAAGAAGCUCCGAGUCAAAGAGCUGAAGAAGAUCCUGGACGACUGGGGAGAGACGUGCAAAGGCUGCGCAGAGAAGUCGGACUACAUCCGCAGGAUCGACGACCUGAUGCCUAAAUACGCCCCCAAGGCGGCCAGUUCACGGACUGAGUUGUAGUUGGAGGAUCCCUGCUACACCUGAGGGAAAAAACAGUUCAGCUGUGUCUUCCCCAAAAGCCUUUUGUAAUUUAUUUUUAGGUGGGCUCCUGACCCUGUCAAGUGUGAAGCCUGGGGCUUUCCUGAGGAUGCUGGCUGUACAGCGCCCCCAAGGGGGGCUGUUUCCUUCUGUUGCUGGUUUACUCUAGGACUUCAAAGUAUGUCUGGGAUUUUUUUAUUAAAGGAAGAACAUUUUUAGCUGUC
Manis pentadactyla (Chinese pangolin) is the source of this 938-nucleotide messenger RNA. It is a transcript of the gene MANF, whose product is annotated as mesencephalic astrocyte derived neurotrophic factor. The transcript is spliced from 4 exons. Gene Ontology annotation, biological process: neuron projection development; dopaminergic neuron differentiation. NCBI's taxonomy places the organism in Eukaryota, Metazoa, Chordata, Mammalia, Pholidota, Manidae. The record is from RefSeq and is a predicted model, not a curated record. The coding region runs from base 16 to 696 and encodes 226 amino acids. Gene Ontology annotation, cellular component: endoplasmic reticulum.